AUGCGGUUGCCUGCUGUCUUUACCGUCGCCAUUGUCGGCUUCUCCGCCCUCGCAGACUGCCACGCACUGGCCUCGACCUGGGCGAGCACCUUGAACGGUACUUAUGUGGGCAGACGUAAUGCCUACUACAGCCAGGAUGAGUUCCUUGGGAUUCCCUAUGCAGUCCCGCCAGUUGGCGAUCUGCGAUUCCGAUCGCCCAUCAGCCUGAACAUCACCUGGUGCGGGGCGAGAGAGGCUCGCGAGUAUUCACUGAUCGUCACGGCCUUUAUGGUGCCACAUGCGUGGCCGUCAUCGAAGCCUCUGUACUAA
Molecule: messenger RNA, 309 nt
Organism: Microdochium trichocladiopsis
Lineage: Eukaryota; Fungi; Ascomycota; Sordariomycetes; Xylariales; Microdochiaceae
Exons: 2
Coding region: 1-309 (102 amino acids)
Source: RefSeq, a predicted model, not a curated record